This is a messenger RNA of Lodderomyces parapsilosis, 2373 nucleotides long. It is a transcript of the gene SSY5, whose product is annotated as Ssy5p. The transcript has a single exon. Bases 1 to 2373 code for a protein of 790 amino acids. NCBI's taxonomy places the organism in Eukaryota, Fungi, Ascomycota, Pichiomycetes, Serinales, Debaryomycetaceae. The record is from RefSeq and is a predicted model, not a curated record.
AUGAAGAGGUUCCUUUCAAGAACAAACAAGUCUGACAGUUCAGAUUCGAAUCAAGACACGGACGCUGCAGCAGGGCAAGACGAUACCAAGUCGAGAACGUCAUCAUCGUUGAGACCCAGCAAGAGUAAUAUUUCACAUGAAUCGUAUGACUCAGUGACAGAACUCAGACCCAUGUUUGGUGAAGCAAAACAACUGUCCCUGCUGCUGCUGCUGCUGCUGCUGCUGCAACAUAGACCAUCCGAAGCUGGGUUUUUUGACACGGGGUUGAACCUUAAUCCACUGAUAUUGGGUCCUAGCGACACUGCAACUGUGGGAGCAUCUAGUAGUAGGCACUCAACAGUGCAAAGAGAGGGUAACUCACUAUUUUCAAGUAAACAGUCCUUUUCGACAAAGCAGUCGUCUCAUCAAAGUGCAAACUCCACCAAACGUUCAUUUCAGUACAACUAUAGUCAACCUUUGCAAAUUCUCGACUUGGAAAAGACUGAAACUGGAGAUGAGAGAAACUAUCAUGAUCGUGUCUGUGAUGAGCUUAAGAAAUUGAGUCAAGAUCUAGCAUACAUUGUGAUGCAAUACAACAAUGCCACUGUAAAUUUGUCAACAACAGUGGUCAACUGCAUCGAUUGUUUUAAAGAAUUCAACAACAAUAUAAAGGAGAAACAGGAAUCAGACAUUAGCACUUACAACAACUUGAACUUGAGAAUGAUUGUCAAAUAUUAUCUUCAUUUUUAUGACAACUUGUUGAAGGAUGAUGUUUAUAUCAAGUUGAAGUUACUACUAGUUAAACAUUUCAAUGAUUUCGCAUUACACUUUAGCGAUAAUUUGAAUGACCUUAAUGUGAUGGUAAAACCUCGCAAUUUCUCAGUAGGAGCAGACAGUGUAAGGGAUUUCCCUAACGAAAAAGUAAUUGUUCGAAUCAUGGACAGAAUUGCCCAAACUAGUAUUUCAAUGCAGGAACAAAAUGGGUCAUUCAUAGCCCCAAUAAUGAGAGGGGUUUCCACGCGAUUGAGCAUAUUGUGUUUAUAUUUCGGAUAUCCCGACCCUCAAGAUAUGCAUUACAAAUUGACUCAAAGUAUUCACGAUUUGUAUGAAGAUAUUCAUGUUAUGGUGAUGAGAAAUCACAUUGAACUUGCUUCUACGUCGGUACUGAACCCGCCACAAUUGCCAACCCAACACAAACCAAUAGUGUCAAAUGCUUUACAUAAGUUUAAAUUACCAUUCAGAAUACCCACGGAUCCAUUGGAACCUCCAAUAUCCAUGUCCAUUUCCACUGAAAAUUCAAACCGAGUUUCAGGUACGUUGGGUGGGUAUAUUUAUCCCAAGAUUGAUCUCAAAAAGCAACCACAACUCAAGAGUUAUGCGUCUAGCAAAUUUGCUAUUUCGUGUGGUCACGUAUGUUUGGAUCCACAAGACGCCUCGCAUUAUUGCAACAUUGCAUCACCAUCGGCAUCUUUGAUCUCAUUGUAUAAGCUGGCUCUUACUGCACAAUAUCAAAGGCAAGGUGGUCAAUUCAAUGAGAGCCAUAUUGCAUAUGGAACAAUUUUGAAUGAGUUAGAGGAGAUGUUUCCUUUGAAAAAAAUCAAGGUUCAAGAAAAGAAUUCACCAGAACAUUACGAAAUGCGAAACUUGCCACAAGUCAGAUUUGGACAGAUUAUAUGGGGUGAACGUACAUUGAUAAACUUGUCCGAAUCCCCCAAUGAAAUUAGUGGCUUGGUUGAACGUAAGCUAUCUGAUUUGGCAAUCAUCAAGGUCAAUAAGCACUUGAAGUGCUCGUAUAACUACUUGGGAGAUGAUGUACAAUUCAACGAGUUUGAUCCAGCACUUAUAAUGGAUAACUUGUACGUUCGUAAAGUGCUCAAUUUGAAACGGUUCGUGCCUAAAACAAUCCACGAAAAUGUAAACGAGGUUGACCUGAGUGUGUCAACAUCUUCAUUGUCCCAAGAUGAAGAUCAAUGCUAUAAUGGCAUUCCCGUGUUCAAAUAUGGAUCAACAACAAAAUACACCUGUGGUAACUUGAAUGGAAUCAAAUUAGUUUACUGGCUCGAUGGAGCCAUGCAUUCACUGGAGUUUAUCGUCAAUUCGAUCGAACACAAUUCUGCAUUUGCUGGUGGUGGUGAUAGUGGAAGCUGGGUGCUUUCAAAAUUACAAGAUUUGGAUGCAACAGCCAAUGGAUUGGGUGUCUUGGGUAUGUUGCACUCGUAUGAUGGUGAAUAUAAACAAUUUGGGUUGUUUACACCAAUGUGUGAAAUUUUGAACCGAUUGGAAGAAGUGACAAAUAUAAAGUGGGGUGUUGUUGGUUGUGAGCUGCAAGAGAAGGAUGAAAAGAUUGGUGGUGGAGGAAGCGAUGGCUCGCAGAUGGUACAAGAUGUUGAGUAG